AAACAGAAAGAUCCAACCCCACCGCUUCGCAAACGCAGUAUGUAUCAAUUACUCUUGAAGAAGAAAUAUUUGGAUCUCAAUAUAUGGACACGCUUAAUUCACCGGAUGAUGGUAAUACCGCCAAAGCCACUGGAUCGAUAACCCCGCAAAUGCCUCCUGAAACAUGCUCUUUAUGCAAUAAUUCUGUUCCAUUAUACAAACCCAAUGGAGCCAACUUGGAACUGAUUGCGAAAUUAACCUGUGUUCAUACCUUCCAUCUUAAAUAUAUUGUCAAUUCCCUAAAGGAAAAUCCAGAUUGUCCUCGCUGUCAUCGAUCUAUCUAUCCUGACGAUGAUGAUGAUGACGUCUUACACCCACAAGAAAAAAACUUUAAAGUGAAAAAGUUUCUCAAAGAAUUAUCCCUUUGGUCAAUAGUAUUUACUCAAUUACCUGAUCCAGAAAAUGAGAAGGUAGAGAAUUCCUCAACUCCACAAAUGGAUUUCCCUAAACUACACGACAAAAUUCUUAAAGGUGAGAAGAAUCUUGAAAAACAAACACGUGAGAUGACCCACACAAAAUAUGAAAUUCUUGAUUCAUAUUACCUUCUUGGAAAAGCAUUGGAGAAUAAGUCAGCAGAGUUAAAGUCUAAAAAUCCACUCUGUUCUGCCCAGAUUAUGCUUAAUAAGGAAAUUAGACGUUAG
This is a messenger RNA of Ambispora gerdemannii, 680 nucleotides long. The record is from the annotation of a GenBank genome assembly. Lineage: Eukaryota; Fungi; Glomeromycota; Glomeromycetes; Archaeosporales; Ambisporaceae.